Eruca vesicaria subsp. sativa (arugula) is the source of this 2180-nucleotide messenger RNA. The record is from the annotation of a GenBank genome assembly. NCBI's taxonomy places the organism in Eukaryota, Viridiplantae, Streptophyta, Magnoliopsida, Brassicales, Brassicaceae.
UCCAAGAAACAAGCUUAGGCAAAAAAAAAAGAAGUUAAAAAAUGGAGAUCUUGUUCUGUUUCUUCUUAGUUUUGCUUCUUACUCUUGCAUCAUCAAGCUUUCUUAAAAAGUUCAAAAACUCAAAGUUUAAUCUUCCUCCUAGCCCUUCAAGUCUUCCCAUCAUUGGAAACUUGCAUCAUCUUUCAGGACUGCCUCACAGAUGUUUCCAUAACCUCUCACUCAAAUACGGACCAGUGAUGCUUCUCCGUCUUGGCUUUGUUCCAGUGGUUGUCAUCUCAUCGAGUGAAGCAGCUGAAGCGGUUCUCAAAACUCACGACCUGGAAUGUUGCAGCCGACCAAAGACGCUCGGCACAGGAAAACUCUCUUACGGCUUUAAAGACAUCUCAUUCUCCCCAUACGGUGCUUACUGGCGAGAAAUGCGAAAAAUCGCGGUUAUCGAGCUUUUAAGCCUCAAGAAGGUUCAAUCUUUUAGGUAUAUAAGAGACGAAGAGGUAGGUUACGUGGUGAAGAAGUUAUCAGAAUCUGCUUUGAUACAAUCUCCCGUAGAUUUAAGCAAAACUUUCUUCUCACUCACCGCAAGCAUCAUUUGUAGAGUGGCUUUAGGACAGAACUUCCACGUGGACGGCUUUGUUAUCGAUCAAGAAAGGAUUGAAGAGCUUGUUACCGACGCAACGGUAGCCCUCGGGACUUUCACUUUCUCUGACUUCUUCCCUGGUGUGGCUGGAAGAUUCUUGGACUUGUUGUUUCAACGAGACAAGAAGAUCAACAAAGUCUUUAAAGAGCUUGAUACUUUUUACCAGCAUGUGAUUGAUGAUCACUUGAAGCCAGAAGGAAGGAAAAAUAAGGAUAUUGUUUCCUUGUUGUUGGAUAUGAUUGAGAAACAGGGAGAUGCAGAUUCUUUCAAACUUAGUAUGGAUCAUCUCAAAGCAAUCGUCAUGGAUGUAUUUCUUGCGGGGAUAGAUACAAGCUCUAUAACAAUGAUUUGGGCGAUGACAGAACUCAUUAGAAACCCUAAAGUGAUGAAGAAAGCUCAAGAGAAUAUUAGAACAACCCUUGGUGCCAACAGGGAAAGAAUCACUGAAGAAGAUCUAGGCAAAGUUGAAUAUUUGAAUCUUAUAAUCAAGGAAACAUUCAGAUUACAUCCACCACUUCCGUUUAUAGUCCCAAGAGAAACAAUGUCACACAUCAAGAUCAACGGCUACGAUAUUCCCCCGAAGACACAAAUCCAAGUUAAUGUAUGGACAAUAGGACGUGACCCCAAGCUUUGGACCGACCCUGAAGACUUCAUCCCUGAACGGUUUGCUAAUAGUUCUGUAGAUUUUAGAGGACAAUUUUGAGUUGUUACCAUUUGGUUCUGGUCGAAGGAUUUGUCCCGCGAUGCCAAUGGGAGCUGCUACUGUGGAGUUAGGAUUGAUGAAUUUGUUGUACUUUUUUGAUUGGGGAUUGCCUGAUGGGAUGAAAAUUGGAGACAUUAACAUGGAAGAACAUGGUAAUAUCUCCAUUGUCAAGAAAGUACCUCUUCAACUUGUACCCCUUCGACGUUAUUGAUGUGGAGUCUAGAAAAGCUUGAUACCAUGGAAAGAUCAGGAGCAGAAAAGGUACGAUUCAUCUGAUAUUGUUGUGUUUAUGUAAGGACUUAUGUUUGAACGAAUACCAUAUCAAGAAAUAAUAAAAGGUUAUUCGUUUUGUUAAGAAAGUUGCGGUCAUACCUUGUUGAGAUAUGUAAUAAGUUAGAUAAUGUUUGAACAAUAUAUGAGGAUGUUACGUAUGUCAUCCAAGUGGGCUACAUGCAUGCAUGGGAGCAGAAUUACUAAUGCAGUGCUGCCUUUGCGGUGGUGAGGUGGUACAGCCAGUCAAAAACAACAAUUUCUACCGCCAACGAACCACAUGAAGACAUGAGAGUAAUAACAACAUGAGUAACAAAAUGGAAUAGAACAACAUCAUUCCAUGAUUUUCUUUUUGUGAAAUUUAUUCAGUAUAGUGACAUUUAAUUUUUCCACUAUAACCAUUAGGUUCUGACUAGUAUUCUUAGUAUUUUUGUGGUGUUUAGUUUAUAUGAAGGAGAGUUAUUUGACGUCAUUAGUAAAAAAUGGUCGAUAAGUCCACCUCUUACAGAGCCAAAAUUCAAAUUGACUACUUUGUUUUUAUCGAUUACGUAGCGACUCCGUCACUCAUAUGCU